ACUCAUAGAUAGAACUAGGGCUCAUUCAAAUUGUGAUAAUUAAAUGAAAGUCAAUUACAGUCACUCAGAUCGCGCGAAAGCAUUUACUUAACGCUUUUAAUGAAGGUAUUUCCAAGUGACAUGACAACAGCCCCGUCAAAAUCUAAUAGCGUCCGGGAAUUGGAAAAAGUUUAGGCGUGAUACUAGUACAUAUAUACCGUUGGCGUGAUAGAAAAUUAUAAUGGGCCGAAGGAAUAGGACACGGUGGAUUAACUAGGUAGUAUUGUGCAGUACUGUGUUAGUACCUUUGUUGUGGUUAGGGCUCUGCUGCUCUAGCAAAAGUUAGACGGUAGUGUAGAUAACGUUAUGUGGCAUAGGCAGGCCGUGUUAUGAAUGAGGAGGCUCUGUUGGCACGGGCUUCCGAGGAGCGGGAGCGUAUCUUCCAGAGGUACGAGAGAGGUCGAGAGAACCUUUUUGGGCAGAUAGACCCCUGGGAAGAUCCUGAGUUUGAAGAGUAUCAUAAGACCGACAGGUAUGGCUUCAUCCACGAUGAGCGACUUCCACAAAAAACUGCGUCGCAAAAGGUCAACAUCGAGGUUGAAAGAGAAAAGAAAUGGGUCAAAAUGCUCGGCUCUUGGGACACCGCGGCGACAAAGGAGAAACUUCAUAGGCGCAUAUACAAAGGCAUUCCAAACUCACUCCGUAUAAAAGUAUGGUGCAAACUAUUAGAUGUCAAUCAAAUAAAGUCUGAAAAUCCUGGAAAAUAUAAAGAGAUGUUAAGAUUAGCCAAGUUAUGGUCUACAGAUGUUAGGCAGAUAGAUUCAGAUGUAAACCGACAAUUUCGUGAACACCAAUUUUACAGAGAAAGAUAUUCUGAAAAGCAAUGCUCACUGUUCAAUGUUCUUUGUGCAUACAGCAUGUAUAACUCUGAAGUUGGCUAUUGCCAAGGAAUGUCAGGUCUGGCUGGAGUAUUACUUAUGUACAUGGAUGAAGAAGAUGCAUUCUGGGCUCUUACUAUACUCCUGGCAGAAAAAAAAUAUGCAAUGCAUGGAUUAUACAUUGAAGGUUUCCCCAAAUUAACGAGAUUCUUGGAACAUCAUGAUAAGAUACUCACAAAGUUCAUGCCAAAACUAAAACACCAUUUUGAUAAAUUUGGUUUGGAUGCUAUACUUUACUCUCUCAAGUGGUUCUUCGUCUGUUUCGUGGAGAGAGUGCCAUUUAGCCUGUGUCUACGUGUGUGGGACAUUUAUUUGCUGGACGGAGAGAGGGUGGUAACCGCAAUGGCGUACACAAUACUCAAAUUGCACAAAAAAGCAAUAAUGAAGCUGAACGAUAUGGAUCUUAUUGUUAAUUAUAUUCAAGUUAAACUUCACAAAGAUUUUGGAUAUGAGGAUGACAUAGUUAUCUAUCAAUUGGAACGGUCGAUGGAGGAGUUGAAGAGAGCGAAGUUAGACUAUCCAGGUCCACCACCAGCUAUCGAACUGCCCAAAAGGCCGCUUGGUGUUUUUGUGGAGCCAGACAACAAGUCGAAAAUUGGACAACGAGCUGAGCAGUUCUCAGAAACUGAGAAACAAGCAAGAGCAACUGUGAUAUUAAGACGCGAGAAAGCUGCCUUGGACAUACAAGAGUUGCGGGUAUCCCAAAGCGACACAGUCUCAGAGCAUAGCGGCCUAGUGAGUGGCGUUCGGUGUGACGAUUCGGUGUCAGCGCUGGGAUCGCGGCGGUCUCUGGCGGAUACCAGCGUAACCAGCACAGCGGACCUGAGUGUGUUUUCGAGCGGCCGCUCCCAUGCGCCUGACAACUCCCUCGAUACGCACAGCAACGUCAGCGACGACGGCACUGGGUCAGAUGGAUCAGGUAUUUGCGGAAUGAGCAUACAGAGGGCGCCGUCCACAACGCAUUCUACGCCACGGGCCACGCCCCAUCCACUCUCGGUGUCACCUCUGUCCGACGAUGUUGUUCGCAUACAUGUCACUUAUAACCCGCUAUCCGCCAGCCCGUCACAUUUGCAACCAGUCAGCCCGUCGAAAUACGAAGAACACCACAAGCCGGUCUCUCUGGGCAUCUACAGCAAUGGUGCCUCGAACCUACCAUCUGACAACAGGAUCAGAAUCCAAGUUCCCUCUGAGGAACUGCUCACUCCGGUAGUUGAUGCCGGACGAAUCAUAACACAACAUUACAUCGACUCGCAUUUGGAAUUGUACGACCUUAAGUAAUACAGUUAGGAAACCAAGUAACGCCAUCUGGAAGUACUUAAUACUUGUUUGGGGCUUAAGUGACGGUGUACCGAAAACGAAAUGAAUAAAUUUUGAUUAAAAUAUUGACUUGUCAUCAGAGCAACGUUGAUCGUGGCCCGAUUGUCAAUUUUACCUCGUCGUUGUAUGUGAAAGUAACUUAACAAAGUACAUACUUUUUUACUUUUAGUAUGUUUCGGUAAACUGUCUCCUACGCCGCUGUUAAUGUUUCUCGAGUAGGUAUAAAACAAGAGGUACUUAUACUCAGAGUCAAAUUCGAAUAAACAUAGACCUGUAAUUAAUUAGGCUCUUAUCGAAUAUGCAUAGACUUAUUUAAUGUGCAUUUAAAAACCAAGAUAAAUUUUAAAUUAGAGGAUACAUAAUCUCGAAAUUGUUGUAAAUGAAUCUUUUCUGUAAAUUGUCACAUUAUGAAUGUCAAAAAGAUUUAUAGAAUUAUAAAAAAAAUGCGCACCACAAAAAUAAAGUAUAUUAGAUAUUUACUAGAAUGCAUUAGAUUGAAUUUAUGCUAUCAAAUAUAUUUAAUUCUCAAAAAGCAAUCUAAAUAAGCAAUAACUACACCACAUUUUAUAUGUUCGUUUAAUCAUGUUACUAUUUGUGUUUAUUGCCACAUUUGCUUUGUUAUUAGCACAAACGGUUUCUAGUUAUGUUUUGUCCUUAUAAUUAUGUAAAUGUACAUGAUCUGUUACGUCAUCGAUCUGUCUUCUAUAUUGCAAUUUUUGUUUUCAUACGAGUAUAAAAUAUACUAGUACAUUUUUUUGGCUAUGUGAUAGUGUUUACCACUGAAAUGAAUCUAUCAAACAGUACAAAAUGCUCAGUUAAGGAUACUCGGGUGUGACGGCACCUCUUUAGAACGGUUUCUGUUUAAGUGUAGAAUGACUUCAAGCAGUUGAAGUUGUUAUUGUAUCUCUAGAUUUAAAACAUCUCCCCGCAGUGCUAGAGGAUUUUAGACGCUAAUAUUUUUGCCUAUUCCUCGUGCUACUCAUGCCGGUGAUAUUAGCUAAAACAAUUUUAAAAAUAAUCUGUAUUAGAUUUCUAAAAAAAUUGUUACGAACUCGUGGCGUUAGGAGUUGAAACAAAUAUUCCUUAUUAUAAACCCCGUAAAUAAUUGUCGAAUAAUUUCUGUGUUGUCUAGAAUUAAUGUGUCGUAAAUGUAAGAAACGCACCGUUAAUCGUAUACAAAUAAAUUUAAAAGUUUCAUUAUUGACAAAUUUUAUUGAAAUCUACAGUGAGAAUUGCAAUAAUAACGUCUGUUUAACAGUGUGCGAGAAUUUAGUCUCAAGCUGUAUGUUAGUGUUAAUACAUAAAACGAAUUUUAUUAUGUAAAGUUAACCACGUGCUGACCUGAAUGUUAAUGUAGAUAAUAAGCUAAAAGAACUCGUCGAAAGGGCAGAAAAAAAGUUGUAUACUUCUUAAGUUUACAUCUUACGUAGAUUUUCACAUACGUAUCAGGACAAUAAAUGAUUAAUUUGUACAAUCAAUAGCCGAUUCUCACAUCAACAAGCAGGAGAACGGACGUGUGAGAUAUGCCACCUUAUAAUUUUGUGUAUUGAAGUGCAAAGCAUUUUAACAAAUAUUAAUAAACCACGUAUAUAAGUCACAAUUCUGUUGCAUAUUAGGGUCUUAAAUUUUUUAGGGUUACAAAUAAUAGCCUAUAGAUGGCUGGAACGAGGGCCGAAAGAUCUGUAAACACUUCACUUUUUGAAGGCAGAUCAUGUCAAAUGUCUAUAUUUGGCAGCUCUUAUCUGAAGUGGCGUCAAUCUAAUAUAUCUACUUGCAUUAAUGUGCUUCAAAUUUGGUCACCUCAUAAUUCUACUUUCGGAAUAUUGUAUUUAUUUGAAUAACCGUUCAUUUUAGAGCAAGUGAUUAAACUCAAGGUACUUCGCUAUGUGGCCCUAUAAAUAAUACUAUGUAAAUUAUUCAGCACGUAAAUAGUCGUCUGCACUCUAUGUGUAAUAUUAAAUGAUACGCGUUAAUAUAUGCGGCUGAUUGAAGUAUAGUAAAUAUAUUUUGUAACUUAUUUAUUUUUAACGAAUUAAAUUAGACGUCCAAAAUAUACGACAAAACCACUGUGCCAUUUUAUUAUUAAGAUUGUGGUUCAUAAGUUUGUGUCGUCAUAACCAGUCUGGCGACUUCCAUUGCUGAACGAAAAUUGUCAGAAAGCUAAUUUCUUAUUUUUGUAAUGGUUUUGUAUGUAUAUUUGCGCUUCAAAUUGUAUUUUAGCUCUUUGUAUGGAAAUUAAUGUGUAAUUAAAGUUUUUAUUAUUUAUAACGAUUACCACUUUUUUUUCUAGUUGUGUA
Molecule: messenger RNA, 4531 nt
Organism: Hyposmocoma kahamanoa
Lineage: Eukaryota; Metazoa; Arthropoda; Insecta; Lepidoptera; Cosmopterigidae
Gene: RN-tre
Product: USP6 N-terminal-like protein
Exons: 6
Coding region: 369-2195 (608 amino acids)
Source: RefSeq, a predicted model, not a curated record